CCUGUGACCUCGCCCUUGACCUGUGACCUAUGCCCUGUGCCUGUGACCCUUGCGUGGCAGCUGGUCAAGACGUGCGAGCUGAGUCCGUCACGCAACUUCGUGAUUGGCUACCACCCCCACGGGGUGAUGUGCAUUGGGGCGUUCAUAAACUUCUGCACCGAGGCAACCGGCUUCGCGCAACUCUUCCCCGGGAUACAUUCCUACGUGGCGACCCUGGCGGGAAACUUCCGAAUUCCACUCUACCGAGAGUAUCUAAUGGCAGGCUGCCUGUGCCCCGUGAGUCGGGGCGCCAUCGACCACCUCCUGUCCCGCGGCCCCCCAGGGAACGCCGUGGUGAUCGUGGUGGGGGGCGCCGCGGAGUCCCUGCAGGGGGGGGCCCUCGGCGACAGCCACCACCGCGUGGUGCUCAAGGGCCGCAAGGGGUUCGUGCGCAUCGCUCUGCAGCAGGGGGCUGACCUGGUUCCCGUGUACUCGUUUGGCGAGGGGGCCACCUUCAAGCAGCUGGUGUUCGCCGAGGGGACGUGGAAGCGCCGAGCCCAGGUGGCCUUCCAGAAGGCCAUGGGGUUCGCGCCGUGCAUCUUCCACGGCAGGGCGGUCCUCAACCCCGACUCGUGGGGGGUCCUGCCGCUCCCCACGCCCAUCCUCACCGUGGUGGGGGAGCCCAUCACGGUCCCCCACAUCCCAGAGCCCACGGCAGAGGAGGUGGACCGCUACCACGCGCUGUACGUGAGCGGCCUGCAGCGGGUGUUCAACGCGCACAAGGUGGCCUACGGCCUCGCCGAGAGUGACAAUCUCAUCAUCCAGUGACACACACACACAGUGACACACACACAGUGACACACACACAGUGACACACACACACACAGUGACACACACAGUGACACACAUAGUGACACACACAGUGACACACACACA
Petromyzon marinus (sea lamprey) is the source of this 915-nucleotide messenger RNA. Lineage: Eukaryota; Metazoa; Chordata; Hyperoartia; Petromyzontiformes; Petromyzontidae. The record is from RefSeq and is a predicted model, not a curated record.